Cyanidioschyzon merolae strain 10D is the source of this 2412-nucleotide messenger RNA. RefSeq lists its product as hypothetical. The record is from RefSeq and is a predicted model, not a curated record. NCBI's taxonomy places the organism in Eukaryota, Rhodophyta, Bangiophyceae, Cyanidiales, Cyanidiaceae. Bases 1 to 2412 code for a protein of 803 amino acids. The transcript has a single exon. Gene Ontology annotation, biological process: ribosomal large subunit export from nucleus; ribosomal large subunit biogenesis. Gene Ontology annotation, cellular component: nucleolus.
AUGUCUCGACAGCGUCAAACUGAGCGAGUGCUCGCCACCGACCUCAGCCUGUUGGCGAGUCGCUGCCUAGCCGAUCCGGCCGCCUACCAGGAAGUGUUUACAGCUCAACGCCAACAGUUUGAAACGCUUGCAGCACUUGUGGCCCUGGAGCCUGGCGCUCGCCAUGAUCGCUUCACCAAGUUGGUCGCUUUCCUGGCCACGGUUGCGGGAGCGUACCCGAACGCGUGUCGAGCGGUUGCUGAGUUUCUCGUUCAGUUCCUCACGGAACGGGCAGCGACGCUUCAUGCAGCGCUCCGCUAUGAACUGGUGCAAGCAGUCACCCGGUUUCGAAACCGAAAAGGUGAAACAUUUCUGACGGCUACGGCGGCAGUCGACCUCUACGUGGCCUUACUGCGCUUCCAAGACAAGACACUUCGGCGACUUGUGCUUGGGCAAGUUCUCGCGGAGCUGCGACGGUCGCAGCGUAACCAGCGUCCAUUGCAUGAGAAAAUCAAGACUAGACUUUUACAGGUCUGUCAACGGGUGCUACCGGAGGCAGAUGCAUCGAUGGCAAAAUCGCUCUUGCGUCUCUUUUAUCGAGCGUAUGGCCUUGGGCUGUGGCAGUCCGACGCAAGACUCAUUCAGCUUGUCGCAGAUACGUGCUUUCAUUCGAACACUAGCGUAGCAGCACAGGCUUGUCGCUUUCUUUUGGAGACGGAUGCAGCCGGUCGAUCCAGUGCUGACGACAGCGACAGCGCUGCGGAAUCGACAUCGGCGGACGACGAGGCACCCUCGGAGAAACAACAGGCAGUUCAGAGUCGAGCGUGCAAGUCCGUAGCAAGCGCCGAUGACGGUAUGCUCCGGAUGUUGAAUACACGCUUCAAGCGGACGCAGAAGAAAUCAAGUCGACGGAAACAACGCUUUCAGCGUGAACUGCGACGAGCGCUCCGCAACACCGCGGAGGACGGGGCGUCACCGGGGGCUUCCUCAUUCCCACCGAUGAAUACCCGACGAGGGAAUCCCGGGUCCGAUGCACCUGCUCUGACCCUGUUGUACGACCCGCAGCGUUUCAUCGAGCGUCUGUUGCAUCGACUGGGAGCACGUCAGGAAAAAUUUGAGUUUAGAAUGUUGAUCUUGCAGUUGGCCUGUCGCUGCAGUGGCGCGUGCCGCCAGUGCGUACCCCUGUUGUAUACGGCACUCCAGCGUUACCUGAUGCCAUCUCAGCAGCAUGUGACGCGUGUUUUAGCGAUGCUGGUGGAUGCAGUACAUGCGGAUGUGCCUGCCGAGCUGGUUACGCCCCUGCUCCGACAUCUGGCGCAUUACUUUGUGAGCGAUCGUCGUACAGAUGAAGUCGUUGCGAUCGGUUUGAAUACGAUCCGGGAGUUGUGUGCUCGUGUACCAGACGCCAUGGACUCGAUUCUGCUCCAGGAUCUGGUGCAGUACCGAAAAUCACGUGAUCGGGGCAUCAUGAUGGCUGCUCGUGGCGUUCUCCAGCUCUAUCGGCGGGUGUUGCCAGCGUUGCUGCCUCGACGCGAACGGGGCCGGCCCGUGGCAGCGGCGAAUGCAGCGUCUAGUGCAGAUAGCCGGCAUCGCACUGCAUCUGUGGUUGCCACGGAAGACGACAGUGAUGCUGCCACAGAGUUGUCCUGGACGGAAUUGAAGGAUGCUGCACGCUCAGAGCAUCGUGCAGAUGUGAGUGUACCUGGAGACCUCGAGUACGACUCGACAAGCGAUCAGGAGUACGACUCGAUGUCACCAGAUUCGUUGGCAAGUGACGCAUUUUCGGAUGAGGCUUCUUCCGAGCAGACGAAUGGGUUGUCCUUGUCGUCGUCUUCGCCUGUGACUGAUCGCUGCAGCUUGUAUCCGAUGGGGCAUACGCUGCCGCCAGCAUCGUUAGAAACUGCAGUAGGUGUUCAGUCGGCGGACGGCAGGAGUCCAGCGGAUGCAGAAGCGCGCAACACCGCGCUGAUGGAUCCUUGUGGAACCCUGCCGCAUGCUCGUAUGCCGCAUUCGCCUGAAGACGAUGACGAUGAUGACGAUGAUGAUAUACCCCAGGCAGAUGGUGGCAAUAUUGCGAUGACGGAUCGGGAAGCACUGAGAUCAUGCAGCACCAAAGAGGAUCGUGCGCUCGCCAAUGCGGCCUUCAUGCAGAGCGCUGUUGUGCGCUUUGAAGAGCCAUUCUGUCCGGCGAGUCCCCAGCGCUUGGAAUCCGCGUUUAAGCGCCGGCGUCGGAGUCUGGAAGAGCGCCUCGCAUCUGUGCAGCGUGGUCGUCUUGACCGACCACGUUACUCCGGAGAUCCUCAUCGACAUCACAAGAAGGUUGGCGGUCUCUCAAAUGCAGAGAAGGCGAAACGGAAGCCCAUGGCCAUGUUGCGUCCGAAAAUCUUCCGGCAAAAACGAAAUCGUGGUCGCAAGUCGCGGAAGAGAUCGUAG